AUGGGUGACGCACUGCCUAGCAAGUACAAAGCGGCAGUCUACGACCAACCAGGCAAGAUAUCGACCAAAGUGGUCGAGUUGGACAUGCCGGAACCCGCUGCGGGAGAUGUGUUGAUCAAGCUCACCCAUUCAGGAGUAUGCCACAGUGAUCUUGGAAUCAUGCUGAACAAAUGGGCGCAGCUGCCAUUCCCAACCGAAGUCGGCCAAGUCGGUGGCCAUGAGGGCGUUGGCGUCAUUGUCAAAAUGGGACCAGGAACAGAGAAUUCUGAUGUCAAGGUGGGAGACCGCGUCGGAAUCAAGUGGCUUGCUGGUAUAUGUGGAAGCUGCCCACCCUGCCUGGCUGGGUAUGAUGCCGCCUGCUUCAAGCAAAAAGUCUCCGGGUACUAUUGGCCAGGAACAUACCAGCAAUAUGUGACCAGCUCCGCCACUUACGUUACCCCUAUACCAGAGGGUCUUUCCUCUGACGCUGCUGCACCACUGCUAUGUGCCGGUGUUACAGUCUACAGCGCCCUCCGCAAGUCAAACACACAGAGCGGGGAAUGGGUGGUUCUUCUUGGUGCGGGAGGUGGCCUCGGCCAUCUCGCUGUCCAGAUGGCGUCUCGUGGCAUGGGUCUUAGGGUGAUCGGAAUCGACAAUGGAAGUAAGAAAGACAUUGUCAUCGAGUCCGGAGCUGAGCACUUCAUCGACUUCACGGCCAGCAAAGACGUGACGAAAGAGGUGAUGGACCUGACAGGAGGGCUCGGCGCCCACUCUGUAAUCGUGCUUACAGCAGCCAACGCUGCCUAUACGAUGGGUAUGGACCUCCUUCGCUUCGGAGGCACCCUUGUCUGUAUCGGCAUCCCGGAGGGUGACCUCACAGCUAUCAGUACAGCCUACCCACAGAUUCUGAUCGCAAAGUUGCAAAAGAUCGUUGGUGUUGCGGUCGGCAAUCGGAAGGAGGCCAUCGAGACCCUUGAACUUGCCGAAAGAGGCAUCAUCAAGACGCAUUUCAGGACCGAGAAGCUGGAGAAGCUUACUGAGAUUUUCGAACAGAUGCACAAGGGUGAGCUCAACGGGCGUGUAGUUCUGGACCUACAAUAA
Messenger RNA from Diaporthe citri, 1080 nucleotides. RefSeq lists its product as uncharacterized. The transcript is spliced from 7 exons. Gene Ontology annotation, molecular function: oxidoreductase activity. The record is from RefSeq and is a predicted model, not a curated record. The coding region runs from base 1 to 1080 and encodes 359 amino acids. Lineage: Eukaryota; Fungi; Ascomycota; Sordariomycetes; Diaporthales; Diaporthaceae.